ACAACCCCCCGCGCGGCGCGCGCCUGCCUUCUUUCCGGCGGAGCGCGAGGCGAGCGGCUCCCUCAGUCUGGCAGGCUCGUUGUGCUGCGGGAGCCCCUGCAAAAAUGGCAACCAACUUCCUCAUGCACGAGAAGAUCUGGUUUGAUAAGUUCAAAUAUGAUGAUGCUGAGAAACGGUACUAUGAGCAGAUGAACGGUCCAGCCUGCAGCUCUUCCUGCCAGCAGGAGAACGGAGCCAGCACCAUCCUGCGCGACAUUGCCAGAGCCAGGGAGAAUAUCCAGAAGUCACUGGCCGGACUCAAGACAGUUUUGCAAAGCCCUCAUGAAGCCCCUCCUGUUCGGCGCAAGAAGCACUCAAGUCCUGCGACUAGCGUGAGCGGCCCCUCUCCCACAGGACCAGCUGGAGACCAAAGCGAGGUGGUCACCAGGAUUGCUAAUCUGGAGGCAGAGAACCAACACCUUCGUAGCGUGGUCACAGACCUCCAAGUGGCUAUCUCCAAAUUGGAGUGCCGUCUGAGUGUGCUGGAAAGGGCAUCUGCUUCUUAUCAUCCCUCCCCACCUCCACCAACACAGCAUGUCACCCCCAUGAAGAAAGUUGAACCGCUGGCCAUGACAUCAAGGAAAGUGACGCUCCCUUCAGCUGCACCUGCAACCAAAGAAGAAUCCCCAGCUGGUGCCACCACUGCUGCUGCAGAGGAAGACGAUGACAUUGACCUGUUUGGCAGCGAUGAAGAUGAGGAAGACCAGGAAGCUGCCCGCCUCCGGGAAGAACGGCUAAAACAGUAUGCAGAGAAGAAGUCCAAGAAGCCAGGCCUGAUUGCCAAGUCCUCCAUCCUUCUCGAUGUCAAGCCGUGGGAUGAUGAAACGGAUAUGGCUAAGAUGGAGGAAUGUGUCCGAUCUGUUCAGAUGGAUGGCCUUGUCUGGGGGGCUUCAAAACUGGUCCCAGUGGGCUACGGCAUCAAGAAACUCCAGAUCCAGUGUGUGGUGGAGGAUGACAAAGUUGGGACAGAUAUCCUGGAAGAGGAGAUUACCAAAUUUGAAGAUUAUGUGCAGAGUGUUGACAUAGCUGCUUUCAACAAGAUCUAACGGCAAACCUUUACCCUUUCUAAAGCUAAUAAAAGGUUAAGAGUUGGAGA
Molecule: messenger RNA, 1135 nt
Organism: Python bivittatus (Burmese python)
Lineage: Eukaryota; Metazoa; Chordata; Lepidosauria; Squamata; Pythonidae
Gene: EEF1D
Product: eukaryotic translation elongation factor 1 delta
Biological process (GO): translational elongation
Cellular component (GO): cytosol; eukaryotic translation elongation factor 1 complex
Molecular function (GO): translation elongation factor activity; guanyl-nucleotide exchange factor activity
Source: RefSeq, a predicted model, not a curated record